This is a messenger RNA of Amphiprion ocellaris (clown anemonefish), 2674 nucleotides long. RefSeq names its product enolase 2 (gene eno2). Gene Ontology annotation, cellular component: phosphopyruvate hydratase complex. Gene Ontology annotation, molecular function: phosphopyruvate hydratase activity; magnesium ion binding. Lineage: Eukaryota; Metazoa; Chordata; Actinopteri; Pomacentridae. The coding region runs from base 257 to 1561 and encodes 434 amino acids. Gene Ontology annotation, biological process: glycolytic process. The record is from RefSeq and is a predicted model, not a curated record. The transcript is spliced from 13 exons.
UCCGUCGGGCAGCGAGCCUCUGCACCCCGUCCUUAUCUCUUCAUCCCACCCCUCCGUCCAUCUCCUCCGUUUUAAUUAGCCCUCCUCUUCCUCCCUCCAUCUCCCUCUGAGUCAUCUCCCCUCCCCCCUCUGUCACACAUCUCUCACCCCUCCUCCUCCCUUCCUGUUUUCCUCUCCCUCUCUCUCCCGGCGCUCUGCCUCUCCAGUAUUUUCUCGGUGGCUGUGGAAGGCAGGACACACACACACAGGCGGCAGGAUGUCGAUCGUCAGCAUCAUUGCCAGGGAGAUCUUGGACUCCCGAGGAAAUCCCACUGUGGAGGUAGACCUUCGCACAGAAAAAGGCUUGUUCAGGGCUGCGGUGCCCAGUGGAGCAUCUACAGGGAUCUAUGAGGCUCUGGAGCUCCGGGAUGGAGACAAGAGCCGCUACAAGGGCAAAGGUGUUUUGAAGGCAGUCGGACACAUCAACGACACUCUGGGUCCGGCCCUUAUAGCCUCUGGCAUCAGCGUGGUGGAGCAGGAGAAGUUGGACAACAUGAUGAUCGAGAUGGACGGCACAGAAAACAAAUCUCAGUUUGGGGCCAACGCCAUCCUGGGAGUGUCUCUCACCAUCUGUAAGGCCGGCGCAGCAGAAAAAGACACCCCCCUGUACCGCCACAUAGCCGACCUGGCCGGAAACACGGAGCUGGUGCUGCCGGUUCCUGCUUUCAACGUGAUAAAUGGAGGAUCUCAUGCAGGAAACAAACUGGCCAUGCAGGAGUUCAUGGUUCUGCCUGUUGGAGCCGAAUCUUUCAAGGAGGCGUUGAGGAUAGGAGCUGAGCUUUACCACACACUGAAGGGUGUGAUUCAGGAGAAAUAUGGCCAAGACGCCACCAACGUGGGAGAUGAGGGAGGAUUUGCUCCCAACAUUCUGGAGAACAGUGAAGCUCUGGAUCUGCUGCAGACGGCCAUAGAGAAGGCCGGGUUCACGGACAAGGUGGUGGUCGGGAUGGACGUGGCCGCCUCGGAGUUCUACCGCGACGGGAAAUACGACCUGGACUUCAAGUCACCACCACAUCCAGAGCGACACAUCAGUGGAGAGGAGCUGGCCGAUAUCUACCAGGGCUUCGUCAACAACUACCCAGUGGUGUCCAUCGAGGACCCGUUCGACCAGGACGACUGGGAGGCCUGGUCCCGUCUGACGGCCCAGGUGGGGAUCCAGGUUGUCGGUGACGACCUGACGGUGACCAACCCCAAAAGGAUAGAGAAGGCAGCUGAGGAACGAGCCUGCAACUGCCUGCUGCUCAAAGUCAACCAGAUCGGCUCAGUCACCGAAGCUAUCCAGGCGUGUAAGCUGGCUCAGGCCAACGGCUGGGGUGUGAUGGUCAGCCAUCGCUCAGGAGAGACGGAGGACACCUUCAUUGCCGACCUGGUGGUGGGACUCUGCACCGGACAGAUUAAGACCGGCGCCCCCUGCAGAUCUGAGCGACUGGCCAAGUACAACCAGCUCAUGAGAAUUGAGGAGGAGUUGGGCGACCAGGCUCGCUUCGCCGGCCAUAACUUCAGGAACCCCAGCGCCCUGUGAACCUGACAGACGAAUGACUCGCGCACACACACACACACACACACACACACACACACACACACACACACACACACACACACACACACACACACACACACACACACACAUGCACGCAUGCAAACACACACACGCACACAAACACACGUGCACGCAAACAUACACACACAAACUGACCAACACGACAAACAAGGAAUGAGCCAUGUACUACAAAGAAAGAUCUCACAGAUUCAUGACAAAAAAAACAACAAAAAAAAACAACAAAACACAAGAGCAAAGGAGCCUAGCAAAAUAAAUAAAUGAAUGAAUAAAUUAUGCACUGGACUUACAGGUAGGGACAUGAUGCUGUAUGCACACACACACACACAUAUAUAGAGUACACAGAUGCAACACACGCUAAUGCACAUGCAGGGGAAUAGCAUAAAAAUAUCCUAUUUAUAAGCCAGACAUGCACUGUUACUGUAGUUUCAGAGGAAUAGUUCAUGUACAGUCGGAGGGGAGAUGUGCAAAAACCAAGAUUAUUGUUGUUAAAAAAAAAAGAAAAUGAGUAGAGAUAUUGUAGAAUAACGUAGACUGAAGCACGCAAGUGAAAGAGAUGCAACACCAAAAGCAGAUGUUUUGCAGAAAGCAGCAGUUUCAGGGACUGGGUGGAAGUAAGAGCAGAACUACACACUGUAACACCUGAACACUCACACACUCAGCUGUGUCACACUCUCACCUGGACACUCCAGCACCUGCACUCCUCCUCUUCCUCCUCUUCUUCUUCUUCUAUCUUUUCGUCUCCUUUUUCUUCUCGUCGUGUCUCGCCCCUUCUUCUUCUCCUCCUCCUCUUCCUCCUGAUGUGAUUCUGAUUAUUUGUCCUUCAUGCUUGAAGUCCCGCCUCCAUCUCAAAGAAGAAAAAAGAAAAGAAGAAAAAAUAUCGAAACCCUGAGUCCCCUUUGUUCCUUCGGUUCCUCCUGAAUGUCCAUAGAAUAGCUGUGUUGAAAAAGAAGAAAGAGAAUUUUAAAAAAUGAUUUAAAAAAAAAAAAAAAAGAAUAUUCAACAGAACGCUUGUCAUUGAGAAUAAUGUGAAAAUAUGUGAAAUAAAAAAGAUGAUAAUUUACAAUUUCAAUCACA